Dromiciops gliroides (monito del monte) is the source of this 3243-nucleotide messenger RNA. It is a transcript of the gene MTX2, whose product is annotated as metaxin 2. The coding region runs from base 241 to 1044 and encodes 267 amino acids. NCBI's taxonomy places the organism in Eukaryota, Metazoa, Chordata, Mammalia, Microbiotheria, Microbiotheriidae. The record is from RefSeq and is a predicted model, not a curated record. The transcript has 10 exons. Gene Ontology annotation, biological process: mitochondrion organization. Gene Ontology annotation, cellular component: SAM complex.
GCUGCCCGGCAGCGCGGCUGUCACUUCGCAGGAAGUUCCUGUCGGCCUCGGCCUGUAACCUUGGGCCACUUCCCCGGCAGGGGCUGAGCGGAGGGAGGGGGCGGAGAGCGUUCCGGAAGCGCCGUGCUCCGUUCCUGCCGCGCCGCCGUCCCAGUCCCGGGAGCAGGCGCAGGUCGCGGCCCAGAAGCGCAGGCUGCAGCAGCGGCGGGAGGCGAGGCCUACGCGGGCCGCACCGCCAGCAUGUCCCUGGUGGCCGAAGCGUUGGUCUCCCAGGUCGCAGCUACAGAACCUUGGCCUGAAGAUGCUACACUUUAUCAGCAGCUGAAAGGGGAACAAAUUUUGCUUUCUGAUAAUGCUUCUUCUCUUGCUGUUCAGGCCUUUUUGCAAAUGUGCGAGCUCCCCAUCAAAGUGGUUUGUAGAGCAAAUGCUGAAUACAUGUCCCCAUCUGGUAAAGUACCUUUUAUUCAUGUGGGAAAUCAAGUAGUAUCAGAACUUGGUCCUAUAGUCCAAUUCGUAAAAGCCAAGGGCCAUUCUCUUAGUGACGGGUUGGAUGAAGUCCAAAAAGCAGAAAUGAAAGCCUACAUGGAAUUAGUCAAUAAUAUGCUGUUGACAGCAGAGUUGUAUCUUCAGUGGUGUGAUGAAGCUACAGUAGGGGAGAUCACUCAUUCUCGAUAUGGAUUUCCUUAUCCUUGGCCUCUGAACCACAUCUUGGCUUAUCAAAAACAAUGGGAAGUCAAACGCAAGAUGAAAGCCAUUGGAUGGGGUAACAAGACUCUGGAUCAGGUCUUAGAAGAUGUAGACCAGUGCUGUCAAGCUCUUUCUCAAAGACUAGGAACACAACCAUAUUUCUUCAAUAAACAGCCAACUGAACUUGAUGCCCUGGUUUUUGGCCAUCUCUUCACAAUCCUUACCACUCAGUUGACCAAUGAUGAGCUCUCUGAAAAGGUGAAAAAUUACAGCAACCUCACUGCUUUUUGUAGAAGAAUUGAACAGAACUACUUUGAAGAAAAUGGAAAAGGACGCAUCCCCCUCAGGUUGGCCUAGAGAGUUGUCGAAUUAGCUACUUCAGGGAAAUGUCUAACUUAAAUUAGGUUAAACUUCAUGAUUGUAAUAGUAUAAGAAUUUAAAAAAUGAACACAACUUUUAGAAGCCUCCUGUUGUAUAAUAGUUCCUUUAUAUGUAUUUUGUAGCUAAUGUACACACUAAACAAUUCUGAAUUACUCUGUUGUAUUAUGUAUGUUUAUUUCCUUGAAACAUGUAUGCACAUAAAAAUAAAGCUUUAACAGUGAUACAAGUUUCUCCCCACCCCAGUUGUUCUGUCAGCUUUAUGCAUGUGAAUUGAAGAAGUGUUUUUAGUUCUUCCCAGGGCAAAGACAAAAAGCCAAGACAACGAAGGUGAUCUUGCUAGUUAGAUGGUAAAAUUAGCCAUGGGAAAAAAUGGUCAUUUUAGAAUUGAAUAAAUAUACACUUUAGAAAAUUUGCCUAUUUACAAGAUGAUUAGAUAAUAUACUAAUUUGACAUUUUAAGAAGUAAUUCUUGUCUGAAAUCAAUUGGAUGAAAAGAUAUACUUCCAAAAGCAGUUAAAGUACAUUUCAUAAAGGGAUAGCUCUGCCUUGUGACGCUUAGAUCAAAGAACCAUAGCUUUAGAGCUAGAAGGGACCUCAUAUUUUUUUAAGAAUUUUUCUUAAUGAUUUUUCCCCUUAAAAUUACUAAUCACAAAAGGAGUAAUGUGACUGUAAGAGACCAUUAAGUAUGUGCAACCUAGGGAAUAAUCAGGAAAGUAGUCUUUUAUAUUUUUCUGUUUUAAGUUUUUGCUUUCUGUUUUAGUUUUUUCUUUUCCUAAAUAAACAAAAUACUAUAAUGCAUUAGGUGGCAACAGUUUUCUUUCCCCCAGUGGAAAACAUUCUCUCUAUUGAUGGCAAAUGUUAUCGUAUAAAUAUUUUCAGAAAGUUUUAUUUUUACUAUGCACUCUCGGUAUGUACUGUGGCUCCACUUUGUUUUAUUCUCUCUCAAUUUUUUUUUUUUUUUUGGUGGGGCAGUGGGUGUUAAGUGACUUACCCAGGGUCACACAGCUAGCAAGUGUCAAGUGUCUGAGGUCAGAUUUGAACUCAGGUUCUCCUGAAUCCAGGGCUGGUGCUUUAUCCACUGUGCCACCUAGCUGCACCUGCUUUGCUUUAUUCUUACUUCUCCCUAAUCUCCCCCUCCCCCAAAUCACAUGCUUUGAAAUCUUUAUUUAGAUUCUAAUGCCAUUUUGUUUAGUCUUUGUUUUCUUUUUGAGUCUUUACUUUUAAAAGUUUUUAAUCCUCAGUUACUUAGGUUUAGGCUGACUUUUUUUAAAGACCUGUUUUAUCUUAAUUCUUUUUUAUAUCAUCCUUAUUCUUAAAGGACUUUUUGAAUUUCACCAUGUUAUUGAUUUGAUAAUCAUUUCUUCUUAUACAUACUUUUAUACUUUUGAUAUUGUUCCUGGAUCAUUCAGUACAUGGAUUCUAUGCUUUUUCUUGAUGUUUUUGGAUGAAAAGUCACCUAUAUAGCACAAGAUUCAUUUUUAUCGUUACCAUUACAAUUUGCUCUCUUCUUUCUCUUAAGAUAAAGGGCUUUAGGAGACAGUAGCUGUUUAUUCUAAGCUGAGAUUUCUGCUCUUAUUUAAGACUUACUAUCUAUGGAUCACUUUAGGUCUUGUUGCUGUCCUCUGUCAAGGUGAAUCAGCAUCAAGGCAAAAUGCAUUAGAAAAUGGAAACCUUGACAUCCCAUUAUGGUGAUUCAGUUUCCUGCCUUUACCUUUUAAAUUGGAGCAUUUAAAGCCAAGUCACAGUAGCUAAAAAUUAUCACUGAAAAGUCAGCGCUGCUUGUUCCCAUUCUGCUUGCUGACAAAAAAAGCUAGAUGUGUAUUUGGUUUUUUUUUUUCCUCUGCCAAAUGUUUGAGGUUACUCUGAACACUCUAAAAGUAGCAUACUGCCCUAUUUUGUGAAUUUUAAUGUGUAAUUUUACAGAGUGGUUCAUUAGGAUACUGAGUAGAACAAUAAGGAAAAGAAUUAUUAUAGUCAACAGAUAUUAUACAUGCAGUGUUAAUGUAUUUUGGAUUUCUUAUUAGAAUGAAACCAUAUUUGUAAAGAGAUUAGUACCCAGUGUCUGGUACAUAAUAGAUGCUUAAAAAUUCUUUCCUUCCUUCCUUCCUUCCUUCCUUCCUUCCUUCCUUCCUUCCUUCCUUCCUUCCUUCCUUCCUUCCUUCCUUCCUUCCUUCCU